Messenger RNA from Capsella rubella, 1918 nucleotides. Its product is annotated as U-box domain-containing protein 14. Gene Ontology annotation, molecular function: protein binding. The transcript has 3 exons. Lineage: Eukaryota; Viridiplantae; Streptophyta; Magnoliopsida; Brassicales; Brassicaceae. The record is from RefSeq and is a predicted model, not a curated record. The coding region runs from base 70 to 1623 and encodes 517 amino acids.
UUUGCUUGGGGGUGAUGCAAAUGAAGGUUUAAUAAGCUUAAAGGAGUGAUCGGAGAUUUAACAAAAACAAUGGCGAAAUGUCACCGCAACAACAUCGGAUCUCUCAUUCUUGACCGUGCUCCUUCCACUUCUUCUUCCUCUACUUCUUCCGGCAACCAUUUCCGUCUCUGGAGCACUUUCUCUAGAUCCAAGUUCCGUAGGAAGAUCGUCGACGCCGUCAGUUGCGGUGGUAGCUCACGUUACCGUCACGAGCUACGAGAAGAGAAGGAUGACAAGGAAAGCUACGUGACGGCGACGGCUAAGUCAACGAAAGCCAAUACGAUCGGCGCGGCGUUGAAUGGCGUAGCGUUCGAGGAUAAAUCGAAGAAAUCUGAGAAGCUCUGUGAUCUGUUGAAUCUAGCUGAGGUCGAAGCUGAUGUUGAGACUAAGAAUAAAGAGGAAGCUCUUGAGGUUUUGAAGCGUGUGGUCAGAGAGUUACAGUCUUCUUCUGCUGCUGCGGUGGCCGCGCGUGGAGAUGAGGAAGACGGUGGGGGCUGUCGGAAGAAGAUAGCGGCGGCGAGUGAGGUGCGGUUAUUGGCUAAGGAAGACUCGGAGGCGAGAGUGACGCUUGCUAUGCUCGGUGCGAUUCCGCCUUUGGUUAGUAUGAUCGACGACUCGCGUAUCGUUGAUGCUCAGAUCGCUUCGCUCUAUGCUCUGCUCAAUCUUGGGAUUCGUAACGACGCGAACAAAGCAGCCAUUGUUAAAGCUGGAGCUGUUCACAAGAUGCUGAAGCUAAUUGAGUCUCCCAACACACCUGCUCGAGAGAUUGCAGAAGCUGUAGUCGCCAAUUUUCUCGGAUUAAGCGCUCUAGAUUCUAACAAACCGAUCAUCGGUUCUUCUGGAGCGAUUAUCUUCCUGGUGAAAACUCUCCAGAAUCUGGAUGAAAGAAGCAGCUCACAAGCGAGAGAAGACGCCCUUAGAGCUCUCUACAACCUCUCUAUUUAUCAACCAAACGUUUCGUUCAUCCUUGAAACAGAUUUGAUCACGUAUCUCUUGAACACAUUGGGAGACAUGGAAGUGAGCGAGAGGAUUCUCGCCAUCUUGAGCAAUCUUGUGGCAGUACCAGAAGGGAGAAAAGCAAUCAGUUUAGUGUGCGACGCAUUCCCUGUGUUAGUUGAUGUACUGAACUGGACAGACUCACCGGGAUGCCAAGAAAAGGCCACUUACAUACUAAUGUUGAUGGCUCACAAGGGAUACGGAGAUCGACAAGCCAUGAUUGAGGCGGGUAUCGAGUCAGCGUUGCUCGAGUUAACACUUUUAGGAAGUGCAUUGGCACAAAAGAGAGCCUCAAGAAUACUAGAAUGUCUAAGAGUAGACAAAGGGAAGCGAGUCUUGGAUAGUACUGGAUCAUGCGGAGCCUUGUCUGCACCGAUAUAUGGGACCAGAGACAAUGGUAUGAACCACGAGGAAAGCGAUCAUAUGAUGAGCGAAGAGAGGAAAGCCGUGAAGCAGUUAGUGCAACAGAGUUUACAGAGCAAUAUGAAGAGAAUCGUGAAGAGAGCUAACUUUCCACAAGACUUUGUUCCUUCAGAGCAUUUCAAGUCACUUAGUUUGAGCUCCACUUCAAAGAGCCUCCCGUUUUGAAAAAAAAAUUGGCAUGAUAUUGUAAAUCCUGGUAGGAUUAGUGGGCAUUGACUUAGUCUCUCACAUGCACUUCACCCAGUUUCUUUACACUUCCUCGACACCCCACUCACAUAGCCCAAAUCUUAAGAUUACCAAAUUGCCCUAUCUACCUUAACUAAAGGUGUCGGUCAUUUUCUUCCUUUCAAGUAUGGCUUGGUCCACUCUUGCUUUUGCUUUUAUUGUUUUGUAUUUGCUCUCUCUAUCUCUCUGUAAAAUAUAUUUUCCCAAGUAGAGAGUUUUGGAAUCUUUUGAGACA